Messenger RNA from Xyrauchen texanus (razorback sucker), 4375 nucleotides. Its product is annotated as caspase recruitment domain-containing protein 11. The record is from RefSeq and is a predicted model, not a curated record. The transcript has 24 exons. Gene Ontology annotation, biological process: regulation of apoptotic process. Lineage: Eukaryota; Metazoa; Chordata; Actinopteri; Cypriniformes; Catostomidae. Gene Ontology annotation, molecular function: protein binding. The coding region runs from base 127 to 3102 and encodes 991 amino acids.
UGUAUACUGAAAAGGAGGUGUAGGUGUGAUAGAAACUUUACAGUUGAAUCUGAAAUUCACUCGUUCAUCUUGGUGGAAGUGUAGCUGCUGUGGAUUUGUUUGGAUCAUCAUCAGUUCGUUUAGAUCAUGAGUGGUGAAUGGCCGUUAGGUGGAGGGACUCCAUCAGAAGAGGAGGAGAAACACGAGGAACUCUGGGAGCGCGUGGAAGGAGUCCGACACAAACUGACUCGCAUUUUAAACCCGGCAAAACUCACGCCGUACCUGCGUCAGUGUAAGGUCAUCGAUGAGCAGGACGAAGACGAGGUGCUGAACUCCAGUCAGUAUCCACUGAGAAUCAGCAGAGCUGGUCGUUUAUUGGACAUUCUGAGGGGGCGUGGUCAGCGUGGUCUUGAGGCCUUCAUGGAGUCACUGGAGUUUUACCAUCCUGAACAAUACACACAACUCACCGGACAACAAGCUACACAACGCUGCUCCAUCAUGCUGGAUGAGGAGGGUCCAGAGGGUUUGACGCAGUUUCUGCUCGUCGAGGUGCGUAAGUUGCGCGAGCAGUUGCGCUGUAGUCGUUUGUGUGAGCGCCGUUUCUCUCAGCGCUGCCGUGUGGCCGAGGAGGAGCGCAGUCGAGCUGAACGUAAAGCACAAGAGCUACGAAUGGACAGGAUACAACAGGAGAGGUCGAGGCAGGAUAGCGAGUCUUGUAGUCGUCAGUUGGGUUUAUUAAAGGAUCGGCAUCUGGAACAGGCUGUGAAAUACUCGCGAGCACUAGAGGAACAACGCAGAGCCACAAUGCGCGAGAGAGAACUACUCGCUGAGGUGGAGCAGCUCAGGAAGAAACUGCAGGAGGCAGAGAGACGAGAUGGCUCCACCCCCUCUGCAACCAAUCAGAUGAGCUCUGAGGUGUGUAACAGCGCCCCCGCAGCACAGGAGCACUCAACACCACUCAAUGUGAGAACACGAGAGCCCAUGUGUGGAAAUCAGGCUCUGUUAGAUAUUCUGCAGCAGGAUCGUAGAGAGGCAACAGAAGAGCGGCAGGAGUUGUGCAGCACCAUCGUCACACUGCAGGGGGAGCUGGAGAGCUCAGAGGCACAGAGAGAGAAGCUGUCGUUUCAUUGUGAGCAGUUGAAUCUGAAGGUCAGGACUCUACAGCUGGACUGGGAGACUGAACAGAAGAGGAGUGUAUCGUACUUCAACCAGAUCAUGGAGCUCGAGAGAGAGAGAGACCAGGCUUUGCACAGCCGUGACAGUCUGCAGUUGGAGUUUACUGACUGUCUCCUGGAUAAAAACCAUCUGCGCAAGCGAAUCGCAGAGCUGCAGUGCAGUCUGGAGCAACUGCAGAGAGAGGCUGAGCGAGACAGGGACAAGAGAGUGCAGAACGCCCCCUGCCUGCACUGUUCUCAUUUGUCUCUGUUCAGUGAGGAUCAGUGUUUCGGACCAUGCUGUUCUGCUGAUUUAAGCCCCAUUCCACAUUCACGCCGAACACAGUUUAAGUCGCCCUCUACAGUUCAAAUCAGUGAGCAGUCUGAAGAUUUAUACUGCUUACAUUCAGAGGAAAUUCUGCUCACACCGGAGUGUAACACAGAGAAGGAUAUCAACAGACUGUCGACAUUUCCAUUUCCACCCUGUGUGAACUCCAUCAACCGCAGAGUGAACAUAGAGUUUGAUUUGAACUCAUGGGGAAGUGAUGAGACUGAGCCAAACACAGAGGAUUCAGACUCGUGUCUGUUCAGUUCAUGGAGUUCUCUACCGUCUCAUCUCUUUCUUCCUGACAUCAACGUGACCCCGACCCUUCCUGACCCUAAACCAUCAUCAUCUUCAUCAUCACUGGUGUUAUCUCCAGUACUCUCUUCCUCACCUAAAAGCCUCAGUCUCGCUGAUGACAUCACUAUCGUCGGUGGCAACCGGACGGGUAUAUUUGUGCAGUCGGUGAGGGCGGGCUCGCGUGCGGAGCAGUGUGGUCUGAAAGAGGGGAGUGAAUUACUGGAGUUGAAUCAGGUGUUGUUUGGGGACGGUCAUGUUCUUCUCAGUCAGUGUACAGCAGAAGUGGCUCAUUUCUCUCUGCAGUGGUGGACUGAACCAAACUCACUCAAACACACACACAACCAGGAGGGUUAUUCUGGUUUACUGGAUGAACUGUCGUCUUCAUCCUUCACUGGUGCUGAUUCGUUCUAUGUGCGUGUGAACCUCAACCUCUGUCCCCUUGGUGACCCGCCGUGUCUCAGAGUUCUGUGUGACGAUGUGCUUCAUGUCACUGACACCAGAUAUAAUGGCAAAUAUCAGUGGCGCUGUGUCCGCGUGGACAAAGAUACAGCUACACCACUGGAGACCGGAGCUGUGCCUAAUUACAACAGAGCUCAACAGCUGAUGUUAGUGAGACUGCGUACAAUGACACUAGAACAGAAUCUAUAUAGGAGGAAGUUCUGUAAGAAAUCUCCUGAGCGUGUCCGGCUGAUUAAAGCCGUCGCUUCAAACUAUCGUGCAAUCAGCUCGUCCAGUCCAGUGCUCUUCACACUCAACAACCGUCAUGAGGAGCAGCUGAUUCCCUUCAGUCUGGUUCAGUUGAUCCAUGUGUCCAGUAAACGUCCGGUGGUUUUCUCUCCAUCUCUUUUGUCUCGUGGGAUCAUCGAACGUCUGCUGCAGCCGGCCGAAUCCGGUCUGGAGUUCAACACCUGCCAACCAGAGCCAUUAGACGGUUGUGUCCUUCAGGAUAAAAGUGUUUUCCUCUUAGACUCGUCAGAUCAACCAAUGGGAAUCAAACUACACAGUAUAAAUGAGGUUAUUAACCAGGAUAAACACUGUCUGCUUCAGUUGGGUUUGAACAGUGUGGAGAAUCUCCUGAAGCACAACAUCUACCCCAUCAUCAUCUACAUCAAACCCAAAGACAAGAAGGGCAGGAAGUUCAGGAAGCUGUUAUCGGGUCAGAAGGAGGAUCAGGUGAUGGAGGUGUGUCAGAUGGAGGAGCUGCAGUUGGAGUCUCUUCCUCUGAUGUUCAGUACGGUGGAGCCGAACACAUGGAGCUGCACAGACGAUCUGCUCGCGGUGAUCCACAGCACCAUCAUCAGUCAGCAGACAGCGGUGGUGUGGCUGGAGCAGGAGCGCGUACAGUAGAGUCAAACAAACACCACAUGAGACGCAUCUUAAUAUCAGGUGGAAACAGGGUCAUAGAGUCACGUAAACAAUGAUAAAUACAGAUAUUACAAUAAAUCUGACCAUAUCAUCGAGCAUAGUUAGGAGAGAAACAUAAAGAGACCCAUCAACUGUUAAAGAGAGAACACUUCCUCUAUCUUAUAUUGUUGAUAAAGGCUGUAGCGUCCAAUCAAACUUUGCAUUAUGGGUCAUACUAAGACAAUAUUCAUCACAGUAUUUGUUUAUGUGUUAGUCUGUUGUAUUUGCAUUAACAGAAUUUCAGCUAAUGUCACUGUCCAACAUUUCAACAUGUGAUUCUCAAGGCCACGCUUGUGUAUUCUUGUAUGUAGCAAAAGCAGUUGAGAACCAAAGAUUUUCUCUCUGUGUUGUAGCUCAUAAUGUCUGAGAUAUUUCCUAAUGUGAACUCUGUAUGUGUGCUUUAUAUGAAUGUUUAUUAGAUCUGGUGCUGGAAGUUUACAACAACAUAUGCAUAUUUCAUUUCUGGUAUUUGAGCCCUUAUUUAUGUGAUCUUUACUAUUAACUUUAUAAUAGUAGUUCACUGUUAUAGCUGUAAGAUUGACUUUGUUAUUAAUCGCAGAAUUACAGAUCUCCACCGUGAUGACCUCUGACCUCUGAAGUGUGUAUAAUCAGUAGGGUUGCCAACAUUUUCCUGCAUUUUGUGUCUUCAUUAAGGGACGUUUUGAGCCCUUUAAGCACUUAAAUAUACAGUAGGACGGGCAAUUUCACUCAAAUACAGAAUGUCUCAGCUAAUACGUUUAACAGUUGGCAACCCUAAAUAUCAGCCAGUUUCUGAGAUUCAGGUACUCAAUAAUGCCUCUAUAAACAGAAGACCAAAGUCAAUGUUCUUCGAUAACUCAUGAGUAAUGUCUGUAACCAUAGUGAUGGACUCACCAGCGUAUAAAGCCUUUGUAUUGUGUCUUUCACUGUUUCAUUUGAACUGUUUCGCAUUUCGGGACACUCUGGCUGCUGAUGUAAUGACUGCAGAUACGUUCAUAUUAACCCAACUCGCCCCGUUAUUCAGUAGAGACUCCUGAAAACACUUGAGUUACACUGUAGAUCAUCAUCAUCAUCAUCACUGUUUCAUAACUGAAGAGUGUGAACAGAAUGUAUUUAGAAACAAACAUGACUGACAAGAGCAAUCUGCUGCUGUUUGGACAUUACAGAGUGAUGUUAAACAUGUGCACAACCACAUUAAAACCGCCUGUGUGUUACUCGUGAGUGUUCAGAUUAAAAC